CAACGGGAAGUAGUUUUAUUCUAGCGGAGUGAUGUUCAGUUGUGAGUUUAACAGCUGCUGAUAAAAACUGUAAAUAUGUCAGCAGGUUACCGAUGAAAUAGAAAAUGCAGUUAUGAUGAACACAUGAUAUUAUGUCGAUGUUUUCAUGAAAGAUUAGGACUGUGGACAGCUAUCUAAAGGAUGCUCCGGUGUCUCCUCUGCUUAAGGACGCACUGAAGCUCCUUUCCUUAGUAUGUGGGACAGCUCUGAUUAUGGCCGCCACACAGAUACUCUCUCAGUGAAGAACUUUCACUAGCAAAAUGGACUCAGUGGGUUCAGUGAGCUGACAGGAAGUGACAUCAUGAACAGUUAGUGGUGGUUGAUGUGACAGGAAGUUCAAAGAUGAAUCAUCAUUACGCUGAUGGUGCAAUCUCAAACAUCGACUGUUUUUAAGAAUCCAAACAAUCUGAAGGGAAAUCUUUAAAACAGCACGUGAGUCGGAGGAGGCCUGUGAACAUGUGACACAUGGAUCACAUGACCUGUCAGAGGAGCAGGUGAGCCUGACAAUAAAAGCCUGCUCACACAUUUGCAGUGAAAGGCUUUUAAUUUGAAAUAAUACAGGAAGUUUAUGUAUAAGGGUUGGAGCAGGUCAGGUCUGCUGAUUGGAAGGUCGGCGGUCCGAUCUCUGGCUGCUGCAGUCUGCGUACCCUUGUUUCUCCAUUAGAGUGUGAAUGAGAGUGAUUGGGAGACAGAGGCACGUUGUAUAUAGCGCUCAAAGAGAAGUGCUACAUAAGAACCAGUACAUUUACCACAAACAGCAUGAUGCAGUUAAACAGACCGAACAGUAACAGGUGACCAGGUUGCUAUGGUAACAGACACCAUCCAGCUGUGUACUGCAACUCCAUUUACACUGUUGUAAUGUCAGAGCUGAUGUCAUCUGUGUUCAGUAUCAUGUGACGUAUCACGUGAUCAGCAGUGACCUCCUGCAAACAGCUACAGAUGUCAUAAGAUUAAUUGUGAAAUUAAAGUUCUUCCUGGCUAGUGUCGUUAGCUAACCAUCAACAGCUGGUUUAUGCUGGAGCCGGGGCAUCGCCUCGUUCAUAGCUGAAGGUAGAAAUGGUGUCCUGGAGCUCCUCUGACAUAGAACGCUGAUCAUUCAUGCCUGAGGCCUUAGGAUGGGGAAGGUAUAGAUCAGAGACACGAGGAGAACCUCACAUGAUUGUAAUGUAAAAACGGGUGUUGAUGAUGUCACACAUUUUGAUUGGUCAGGUGGUUUCAGUCCUGGGGGAUAAUACUAGCUGUAAGUAUCAUUAUCUCCUGACCAGACCAGGGUGCUUUGAACCUGAUCACGUGAUCUGUACCUGUUCUCAGAUGGCGGAAAUGGUGAAGUACGUGGACGACGAACAUAAGAGCAUCUUCUUGAAGCUGCUGAACGAGCAGCGGCUGGAGGGCGAGCACUGCGACAUUGCCGUGGUUGUCGAAGACGUCAAGUUCCGUGCUCACCGCUGCGUCCUCGCCGCCUGCUCCAACUACUUUAAAAAGCUCUUCAAAAAACAUGAGGUGGACAACUCAUCAGUGAUUGAGAUUGACUUCAUCCGCUCUGACAUCUUUGAGGAAGUCCUGAACUACAUGUACACGGCGAAGAUCUCUGUGAAGAAGAAGGACGUCAACCUGAUGAUGUCAUCUGGCCAGAUCCUCGGCAUCCGCUUCCUUGACAAACUCUGCUCUCAGAAGCGAGAUGUGUCGUCGGAGGACAAGGAGAAGUUUCCCUAUGACAUCGUAAAGAUGGCGCUGCCGCCUGAGGCUCAGCUGGCCGCCGACUCGGAGGUGCUUGGUGAGCACGAUGACACGUCUGCCACAGAUGACCUUGUGGAGCCCUCGGCCAAUCCAGAGCUGGAGAAGUCUCCCAGUGCAGCGCUGCAUGUGCAAGAGGCGAUCCUAAAGGAACUGACCAAUGAGGAUGUGCACAAGGUAACCUGCUACGACCAGGAUGUGGUGACGGAGAUGGAGGCGGAGCCUAAAGAGCUUGGAGCGGAGCAUCACGCCACACAGACGCUGACCUUCGCGGACAGCAUAGGGGAAGUGAAGGACGAGCAGCCGCCAGGCUGGUCAACGGCGACUGCCGACAUGAAGUUCGAAUACCUGCUGUACGGACACCGUGAGCAGCUCGCCUGCCAGGUGUGUGGGAAGACUUUCUUGGAUGAGAGCAGACUCAGGAAGCACGAGAAGCUUCACUCGGCCGAGCGUCCGUUCGCCUGUGACAUUUGCACCAAAGCUUUCACCACCCACGCUCACCUGAAAGAACACCUGAAGAUCCACGCAGGUUUCAAACCCUACAGGUGUGACGUGUGUGGGAAAUCGUUCAUUCGCGCUCCGGACCUGAAGAAACACGAACGAGUUCACAGCAACGAGCGGCCCUUUGCCUGCCAGAUGUGCGAAAAGGCUUUUAAACACAAGUCUCACCUGAAGGAUCACGAGAGGAGACACAGAGGAGAGAAACCGUUCGUCUGUCCGUCCUGUACCAAGGCCUUCGCCAAGGCGUCAGAUCUGAAGCGUCAUGAGAACAACAUGCACAGUGAGAGGAAGCAGCUGAAUCCUUUGCAGAGUGACACUGAAACACUGCAGGCUGCUGCCAUGGCUGCUGAGGAGCAACAUCUGGACUCCAUCAGCUGCUCCUAACAUCUGGACAGCCCUUUAACCUUUUCUGUUUUCUCACAAACUUUGAACGGACUUUGGCUGUGUUUGCUAGGAGCCUUUUUUCCUGCAUCGAGUUGAUGCACGUGAACCCAAGUGUAAGAUAAACUGAGCGGCCAUGUGACUCACACGUUGUCAUGUGACCUCCCUCUGGCUACAUGUAUAAUUUGUAACCUGGCGUGUUUGUCUUUUCAGUUUGAAGCAUAAAUUUAUAAACUGUGUAAAUUAUAAACACUUCUGCUCAGUUUCAUGAGCAAUGACAGAGAGAACAGUUUAAAUAAAGAUUCAACCUUA
Messenger RNA from Neolamprologus brichardi, 2967 nucleotides. It is a transcript of the gene zbtb14, whose product is annotated as zinc finger and BTB domain containing 14. The record is from RefSeq and is a predicted model, not a curated record. Gene Ontology annotation, biological process: regulation of transcription by RNA polymerase II. NCBI's taxonomy places the organism in Eukaryota, Metazoa, Chordata, Actinopteri, Cichliformes, Cichlidae. Gene Ontology annotation, molecular function: protein binding; RNA polymerase II cis-regulatory region sequence-specific DNA binding; DNA-binding transcription factor activity, RNA polymerase II-specific.